This is a messenger RNA of Sorghum bicolor (sorghum), 835 nucleotides long. RefSeq names its product non-specific lipid-transfer protein 1. Bases 115 to 522 code for a protein of 135 amino acids. NCBI's taxonomy places the organism in Eukaryota, Viridiplantae, Streptophyta, Magnoliopsida, Poales, Poaceae. Gene Ontology annotation, cellular component: membrane. The record is from RefSeq and is a predicted model, not a curated record. The transcript has 2 exons. Gene Ontology annotation, biological process: lipid transport. Gene Ontology annotation, molecular function: lipid binding.
CGGGCCGGUCGGCGUCGAAGCUACACGACGUUACGACGUACUACGCUCCCCGGCCGGCUGGCCCCGGCGUGCACGUCGUCCGUCUCCCGAUCCUCCAACAAUUAAUCCGAGACGAUGAUGAGCGACGCCAGACCAUCGUCGGCAGCCGCCCUCGCGGUGCUGCUCGUGGCGGCGGCGCUGGCGGCGGCGGCCUUUUCCGCCCCGCCGUGUGCGUCCGCGGCGACGCUGCAGUGCGCGCAGGUGGCGCAGCUGAUGACGCCGUGCAUGCCCUACAUGACGGGCGCGCCCGGGAUGACACCCUACGGCAUCUGCUGCAACAGCCUGGGCGUGCUCAACCAGCUCGCCGCCACCCGCGCCGACCGCGUCGCCGCCUGCAGCUGCGUCAAGGCCGCCGCCGCCGGGUUCCCGGCCGUCGACUUCGCGCGCGCCGCUGGGCUUCCCGCCGCCUGCGGCCUCUCCAUCAGCUUCACCAUCUCCCCCAACAUGGACUGCAACCAAGUUACAGAGGAACCAUCACACUAACCGGGCACAUCACAUAGAAUACAAGCUGAAGAACCAAGCUGUUCAAGUUGAUCGAGUUGCUUCAUCUUCCAAUCCAAAAAAAUAAAAUGAAGAAACGCUACGCCCAUCUAGUAUCUUGCAUCUCUUGCUGUUUUAUUCCUUCAGGUCUUUUUUCUUUAACCAAACCUAUUCAUUCAGUUUGAUGAUGAUGUGAUCUGCUAUCUGGAUUUUGUAAACGAGUUUUCGUUCCUGUGGUUCUGAACUGUGUAUGAUCGUGUGUGCUUUUUAAUUCGCCGCAUAGUAAGUAAAGUUCAAACAUCUAUUUUACCGAAAA